Messenger RNA from Melanotaenia boesemani (Boeseman's rainbowfish), 3000 nucleotides. It is a transcript of the gene camk2d1, whose product is annotated as calcium/calmodulin-dependent protein kinase (CaM kinase) II delta 1. Gene Ontology annotation, biological process: protein phosphorylation. Bases 311 to 1852 code for a protein of 513 amino acids. The transcript is spliced from 20 exons. Gene Ontology annotation, cellular component: neuron projection; cytoplasm. Lineage: Eukaryota; Metazoa; Chordata; Actinopteri; Atheriniformes; Melanotaeniidae. The record is from RefSeq and is a predicted model, not a curated record. Gene Ontology annotation, molecular function: calcium/calmodulin-dependent protein kinase activity; ATP binding; calmodulin binding.
CCUUCAACUAAUCCAAGUGUCAGCCCGGGGACAGACAUAACAGCAGGUCGCGACGUCCGCGUCAAGUCCAUUUCGAACUGGGAUCCGCAAACCUGUGCGGGAGAGUCGACGCUGCGAAUUUUCCGCUUCCAGGACUCAUUUAGCGCCAAUUCCACACUUUGCAUCCCUGUUUUUCUUUACUGCUGCUCACCGAAAGACGACCAGUGAGACUUUGGGACGAGGACCGGGGAAAGGACCGUGGACCGUGAUUAAAGCGGCUGAGCUAUCAGUCCCCCUCUCCACCUCAGGUCGGACCCGCGCGCACCUGAACAUGGCUACAACUACCUGCACCAGGUUCACCGAUGAGUACCAGCUGUACGAGGAGCUGGGGAAGGGUGCUUUCUCUGUGGUGAGGAGGUGCAUGAAGAUUUCCAUGGGACAGGAAUACGCUGCCAAAAUAAUCAACACCAAGAAGCUGUCUGCAAGAGAUCACCAGAAGCUGGAGCGGGAGGCCCGGAUCUGCCGUCUGCUCAAACACCCCAACAUCGUCCGCCUCCAUGACAGCAUAUCCGAGGAGGGAUUCCACUAUCUGGUCUUUGACUUAGUUACAGGUGGCGAGCUGUUCGAGGACAUCGUUGCCAGGGAGUACUACAGCGAAGCUGAUGCCAGUCACUGCAUACAGCAGAUUCUAGAAAGUGUAAAUCAUUGCCAUAUAAACGGCAUAGUGCACAGGGACCUAAAGCCGGAGAACUUGCUUCUAGCCAGCAAGCUGAAGGGAGCAGCAGUGAAGCUGGCAGACUUCGGCCUGGCUAUAGAAGUGCAAGGAGACCAGCAGGCAUGGUUCGGUUUUGCUGGUACACCAGGGUACUUGUCCCCAGAGGUGCUGAGGAAAGAUCCAUAUGGCAAGCCGGUGGAUAUGUGGGCCUGCGGUGUGAUCCUCUACAUCCUGCUGGUGGGAUAUCCUCCGUUCUGGGACGAGGACCAGCAUCGACUCUACCAGCAGAUUAAAGCCGGUGCUUAUGAUUUCCCGUCUCCAGAGUGGGACACAGUGACCCCAGAGGCCAAAGACCUGAUCAACAAGAUGCUGACCAUCAACCCAGCCAAACGAGUCACUGCCACAGAUGCCCUCAAACACCCCUGGAUCUGCCAACGCUCCACUGUGGCGUCCAUGAUGCACAGACAGGAGACGGUGGAGUGCCUCAAGAAAUUUAAUGCCAGAAGGAAACUGAAGGGUGCUAUCCUGACCACCAUGCUCGCCACUCGCAACUUCUCAGCAGCCAAGAGCCUGCUGAACAAAAAACCAGAUGGUGUCAAAAUCAACAACAAGGCUAAUGUGGUGACCAGCCCCAAAGAGCCUGUCCCCACUCCUUCUCUGGAGCCUCAAACCACUGUUAUCCACAACCCAGCUGAUGGAAACAAGGAGUCCAGCGAGAGUGCCAACACAACCAUCGAGGAUGAGGAUGUGAGAGCCCGGAAACAAGAGAUCAUUAAAGUGACUGAGCAGCUGAUUGAGGCCAUAAACAACGGAGACUUUGAGGCCUACACGAAGAUCUGUGAUCCUGGACUCACAUCCUUUGAGCCUGAGGCUUUAGGCAACUUGGUUGAGGGAACAGAUUUCCAUCGCUUCUACUUUGAGAACGGUCUCUCUAAAGGGAAGCUACCCAUCCACACCAUCCUGCUCAACCCCCAUGUCCACCUGAUGGGAGACGAGGCGGCCUGCAUCGCCUACAUCCGCCUCACGCAGUACAUGGACGGCAACGGCAUGCCUCGCACCAUGCAGUCAGAGGAGAGCCGCAUCUGGCAUCGCCGUGAUGGCAAGUGGCAGAACAUCCACUUCCACCGCUCCGGCUCGCCCACUGUUCCCAGCAAGUGAGACGGCGCUCUUCCACGACCGACACCCUCCAGCCUACAGCAGUCAGCUGACCAGACCCCACCUACCACGUGGCCAUGAAACCUCCUAAGCCAAUCCCUGCCCUUGUUUGUUAGAGCUCCACCCCUCUCAGUGUGUUGUUUACAUAUCGCUGCUGUUGCUGGAUGGAUUAUUGUACAUGUUGAAAAUCCAACAAAUGAGGGAGAGAAGUCUUGAUCUUUAGUAGUGAGGAUGUUCUUUCAGCAGCGUGUUUUAUUACUCGGAGCUUUUGGGUUUUUAGAUCAGUUUGUUUUAAAUAGACUCAGACGAGCCACUCAAUCAUCUUCUGGGCUGGUUUGAUCUGUGAACAGGACAUAUAUUGAGCUAUAGUACUGCCUUCAGGCUCAACGAGCAACAUAUCUGCUUUUUACUGGCGUAUCUUCUCAAACCAGCUUGCUUUGCUGUGGUGAUGUUUAGGCUUCGGUUAUUGAUGUGAACUCUUAUUGGCUUACUAGCCAUUUUUACUCCGUUUAAAAGAGAAAAAUCAGCUGAGAGCUUUUAUUGUGUGUCUGAGCUCCAUCAUGGUAGAGAAAUCUAGUUAUUAAAGGCCAUCCUGUGACUCUGACAUAUUUUCAUACAGUAAGGAGCUAAAGAUGUGAAUUAAUCAGCUGGAUUCUGUUUACGUUUUAUAUGGUGAUAUUGAUGCCUGUCUCUUCUCUUCCUUCUCCUCACAUCAUGCUUCCGUUUAUUUUUGCUCUUUUAAGCCAGUGGUGGACUGGUGUGCGCCAGCGUUUCCCUGCACCAUGUCAUGCACCAGUCUGCAGACUCAUGUGGUUCAUGUCUCAGAUGACCAGCUCAGCUGUUUGUGGCUUUCUGGGUUAUUAUCAGAAUAACUGAGCGACGUACCACCUCCGUUCUCAUCGUCUGAUUUUAGUGUCACCUUCUGAUCAAAGUAUUGUUGAAAACUUAUAAGUUUGGAUGUGAAACACAGAUUAGGUGUUAAAUAUUUUGCUGGGGAAACUUUUCUCUUCUUUUAUAUAUCAAGUAAUGACAUCACUGAAUAUUAGUGAAAGCUUUGUUUUUACGGUCUGUUGAUGGGAAGCAGGUUUUUAAUGGAACAAUGAGCCUGGUGUGUGUUAACCGAACUAAUAAAAUCUCAUUUACGCCAAAAC